Molecule: messenger RNA, 2183 nt
Organism: Psylliodes chrysocephalus
Lineage: Eukaryota; Metazoa; Arthropoda; Insecta; Coleoptera; Chrysomelidae
Source: the annotation of a GenBank genome assembly
AAUAUUAUGGUAUAAUAUUAUUGAUAAUCAAUAUGACGAUGCAAAAUUUUUAUUAAUUUAAUAGUAUAUAAAUAUAAAAGAGUUGCGUGAGCAGUAUUUAUUAAUUAAGUGUAAUUUUGUAGUAAAACAAACUAAUUGAUUUGUUUUUAGUUUUAAUGGACUAGACCACAGUGAGUGUGUAGUAUUUAAUAAUUAAGUCUAAAAUGUUUAUAACCGACAAAUUAGUGAUCGACUUGAUCAUAGCGGUUGCAACCGUUGUAAUUGCUGCAUAUUUUUAUAUCAAGCAUAAGUACAGCUAUUGGACCAAAAAGGGUAUACCACAAAUUCCACCUACUUUUCCGUUUGGUAAUCACCCGAUAAGUUUACCAAAAGGUAUAGGGUUGGGAUCGUAUGCUGUAACAUAUUAUAAUGAGUUUAAAAAACAAGGCCAAAAAUUAGGGGGUGUGUACAUGGGUUUGGAUCCACAUCUGGUUGUAACUGAUGCUACAUACGCCAAAAAUAUUUUUAGUAAAGAUUUCUCAAGUUUCGUAGAUCGUAAUCUCUUUCACAGUGAAAAUAAUCCCCUUACUGUGAACAUAUUAACGCAAGGUGGAGAAGGCUGGAGAAAAUCUAGGGCCAAAUUUACAAGCAUAUUUACAUCAUCUAAAAUGAAGUACUACUUUAACACCAUAAAAAAAUGCAGUGAUGAAUUAAAAACCAAUUUGGAAGUCAUAGCAGAAGAUGGUAAUGUAGAUGUUGAUAUUUACGAAGUUAUGGCUUGUUACUUUACCGAUGUUAUAGGAUCGGUAAUUUAUGGAGUCGACGCUAACAGUUUCAAAUCUCCCGACGCCAUUUUUAGGAAAUUAGGACGAGAACUGUUUGAUACCUUUACGCUACCAUUCCAACUAGGAUUAUUCCUAACCAUCUGUUACCCAAAAUUAGCCCAUCUUAUUAAUAUAGGUAGCUUCCAACCGGAUAUUGAAAAAUUCUUUAAAAAUUUUGUACCGAAAACUGUGGAGCACAGAAUCAAGAACAAUAUACACAGAGCGGAUUUUCUGGAAUUAUUGAUUGAAAUGAGAAAGUCUGGAAUUGAAAUAACGAAUGAAGAAAUGGUAGCGCAGACGUUAAUAUUCUUUUCGGCUGGCUACGAAACAUCAUCGGGAGCUUCUAGUCUCUUGUUAUAUGAAGUGAGUAAAAACCAAGAUAUUCAACAAAAAGCCAGAAACGAAAUCAAUGAGGUAUUUUCAAAAUAUGGAGGCUUAACCUAUGAAGCCGUACAUGAAAUGACAUACCUCUCUCAAAUAUUUAAUGAAACCAUGAGGAAAUAUCCCUUAUUGACGACACUCGGUAGGGUCUGUGUUAAGGACUAUCAAUUUCCGGAUAGUAAUGUAGUGAUUGAAAAAGGAACUGGUAUCAUUUUACCAGUUCUAGGAUGGCACCGUGAUCCAGACCUAUUUCCAGAUCCAAUGAAAUUUGAUCCUGAUAGAUUUAAUGACAAAAAUGUUAAAUACGAUGGAUAUUUCCCAUUUGGAGAUGGACCUAGAAAUUGUAUAGGAGCGAGGCUCGGAAUGUUGCAGGUGAAGCUGGGUUUGGCGGAAGUAAUCAGAAAUUAUAAAAUCGUACUAAGUCCAAACGUUAAAGAAGAAUUAGAGUUUGAUCCAUCGACUUUUGUUACACAUAUGACAGAAAAAGUCUUCGUAAGAAUGAAGAAAAUAAAUUAAUCCAAAUCAUUUUAUGAAACAAUAUAUUUUAAUAAAAAUUGUGUUUGUUUUUAACCAACGAACUGAAUUAUAGUGAACAGUUUUCGACAUAUCUUAUCAAAUAAUACCUAAUUAUUAAUUGCAAUUAACCAGUAUAUAUUGUUACACAGGUUUUUGGUAUCGCAAUUUAUUUCAACUCAACUUUAACAACAAUUAUACAACUGAUAACAUUAACAUAUAACGUCUAUCAUAAAACUGAAAAACUGACGUCAAGAUCACUGCAUAUAUAAGUUGCUUUCUCUUUCUCGAACCUUGUUGUUUUAGACUUUAUUUUAAAACCGGCAACGCCGCACACAUGUGGCAUAUUCUUUGCGCCUUGUCCUAAAAGGCAUAGGGCACUUAAGAUCGUAUAAAAAUUGGAGCGAAUGGUGCAACGUUGACCGGCAGACGGUUCAUUCUGUUAGUUUGUAUUUUUUCUAUUACAUUAAAUUCGUAUAAAAACCA